AUGUCUUUCCAGCGUGUUGGUCUGCGUUUCGCGCAGCAGCUGCGUUCUCCCGCCUUCCGCCCAGCCCUCCGAUCGACCCUGCAGCGACGAUUUGCGAGCGCACCGACACCGCCCGGUCAAGGAGCCAGCAAGUUGGUCGGAACUGCCGACAAUGCGUUCAACCGCGAGAGAGCUGCUGUGAAAGCGCAUGCUGCUGCCACCAGUGACCUCUGGCGUAGACUGUCAAUCUAUGUCGUCAUCCCCUGCCUGAUCCUAGGGAGCAUCAAUGCCUGGAACUUGUGGAACGAACAUUGGGAGCAUUGGGAACAUCUUCCCCCGUUGGAGGAAAGAGUCGAAUAUCCCUACCAAAACAUCCGAAUGAAGAACUUCUUCUGGGGCGACGGUGACAAGACUCUGUUCUGGAACGAGAAGACCAACUACCACAACAAGGACAAGCAAACUUAA
This is a messenger RNA of Capronia epimyces CBS 606.96, 444 nucleotides long. RefSeq names its product cytochrome c oxidase subunit 6a. The transcript is spliced from 4 exons. Gene Ontology annotation, biological process: mitochondrial electron transport, cytochrome c to oxygen. Gene Ontology annotation, cellular component: mitochondrial inner membrane. Lineage: Eukaryota; Fungi; Ascomycota; Eurotiomycetes; Chaetothyriales; Herpotrichiellaceae. Gene Ontology annotation, molecular function: enzyme regulator activity. The record is from RefSeq and is a predicted model, not a curated record. Bases 1 to 444 code for a protein of 147 amino acids.